ACAAUGUUCUGUCACUGCAUUCUUAGUAAUGCCCUAUUAAUUACUAAUAUAGACUGAGACUGUCAAUCAGUAUUAUUAUGAUAACAUUUAAAUAUGAGUGUUUUAGGAUAGGCCAUUGAUUUAGGCCUUGAUGAUAGAGGUACAGACCUCUCUUGGCAUUUUCAAGGUCAAGGCUGGCCAGGUCUUUCUUAGUUAUGACCAAACAGCUUUAGACCACCAAAAUAUUUCAGAGAUGGCAACCUUAUUGCUUGGUCAAUUGCACAUGGGGGUCCGUGCAUCAAGGCCUUGGAUCCUUGCCUCUUCCAGUUAAUGUGUGGCCAGGAGCUACCACUGGAGCAGUCCGACCGGCAUGUGCUGCCUGACCCAGAUGUGCAAAGCAAAGUCAAGAGGGUACUUAAUGAUUAUCUCCAAACUGCAUUUUAUUUCUAUGAAAAAAAAAACAAAAAAAAAGGUCAAUCUGGGACUGUAGUUGCAUUGUUCUCAUUCAUGUUUCUCUCGAAGAUUCAACAGUGCAAGACAACUGAGGACCUGACAACACUCCAGCAAGACUUGGGGGACUGGAUUUCUGAGUGUGGUAUCCCAGGAAUAUUUAGUGCCACAGCUGAAGACAUACCAAAAAUCUAUGCAUAUGUGGUAAAGCACUACAUCUUUCUCAGAACAGCCAGGAUGAUACACCAGUUCACAGAGGGAAUGAACGUAUUCGGGAAGCUGUGGAACCUGGUCAAGAAAAACUGGAUUGCUUUCUUGCCUUUGUUCACUAACAUGCAGGAACCUCUGUCAAAGGAAGCCUUCAAAGCCAUCCUCACUUACAAUUACAGUAGCAGAGGAACCAACCAUCGCAAGGCAGAGGAGGACACCAUCUACAGUUGGGAAAUGGUUCUGAACAUGAUUGAAGACAAAAUGACUGAUAUGAGAUUCGAAGACCUUCUGGUUUUCAUUACUGGAGCAGAUGAAGUUCCUGCCCUGGGCUUUCGGAGCAAACUCUGCAUCGACUUCUAUGAACAGGCUGAGGGCAUGCGUUGUUUGCCCUAUGCAUCAACCUGCAUGAAGUGCUUGUACCUGCCAAGAGGUGUUACACAGGAGGAGGAACUGCAUCAGAUGCUUUACCAGGCAAUAGGAGAGUCAUUGGGAUUUGGAAAGGUGUAGUCAUUGUCAGGCGGUUUUACAGUAGCAGUACCAUGACAACACUAGCCCAUUGUAAUGUCUGAAAAUGUUGAUGUUUGCACACUUAGUACAUUAUGUUCUGUCAAGAAUGUUUCUAAUCUCUCUAGCACACACCAGAUACUUUCCCUUCAAGUCUGUUGUUCCAUACAUUGAACAUCCUGCUGUUUGUCAGGGCUCAGGUUAUUGACUGGUUGUGACACAAUCACUGCCUGUUCAAGGUCUUCACUGUUUGCUUGUAACUGGUUGAGCUGUAUGCCAUGUCUUGCCAAGCCAGCUUCCAGAUUUUCUUGACUGUAAGGGUCAUCUCCAAAGACAUUGUUGAGAGCUGCUGACUCCUGCUCACUGUCGGCUAACAUGCCUUUCAUCCAAAUUUGUGUUGGAGUACGGUUGUUUGCCGUUUUGAUUCUAUGGUUGUUCCAACCACAUCUGAAUGAAUCCAAUCUUUUUUGAAUUUCUGGAUUGUAAACUAUUUGUAGUGCCAUUUUGUGAAUGCUGUCUUCGGUGUUCAA
Messenger RNA from Amphiprion ocellaris (clown anemonefish), 1673 nucleotides. Its product is annotated as G2/M phase-specific E3 ubiquitin-protein ligase-like. Gene Ontology annotation, molecular function: ubiquitin-protein transferase activity. Bases 310 to 1146 code for a protein of 278 amino acids. NCBI's taxonomy places the organism in Eukaryota, Metazoa, Chordata, Actinopteri, Pomacentridae. The record is from RefSeq and is a predicted model, not a curated record. The transcript is spliced from 3 exons.